Messenger RNA from Trichogramma pretiosum, 3178 nucleotides. RefSeq names its product RUN and FYVE domain-containing protein 2. The record is from RefSeq and is a predicted model, not a curated record. Bases 631 to 2688 code for a protein of 685 amino acids. Gene Ontology annotation, molecular function: metal ion binding. The transcript is spliced from 12 exons. NCBI's taxonomy places the organism in Eukaryota, Metazoa, Arthropoda, Insecta, Hymenoptera, Trichogrammatidae. Gene Ontology annotation, cellular component: cytoplasm.
AGCUGCAGCACAUUCAAACGUUAGUUUCAUGAUGAUUAUGAUAAGCAAAUAUAGAUGGCACCACGAUUGCAUUAGUCCAACCAUGCUUUAUUGAUUAAUGUAGGUGGAGGCAUUGUCAGCGGCAAAAUCGAUAUUCACCUCCUUCGCCGCUUACAUGUUGUUUCGUUGAUAUUUCGCUACCCAGAGUAUAAUUUUAGCCUGAGCUAGGCUCAUCAAAACUCUCGUUAUUGUCCUGUUGACAAUUAAAUUGAUCACUCAAAAACCAUUAAAACAAAUAGUGCAAAGUAAAGUGGCAUACUAAAACAUUUUAUUUUCAAAAUAACAUUUCCAAAUUGAUUUCUUGCGGCGCAAUACAAGUAUUACACUUCAGUCGUUUUACAAAAAAAAAGCGAACGUUUAUAUUGGGCUGAAGAAAAUUAAGUGUUGAUAGUACAGUGAAUCAUAUUUUUGGCCAUUACUUAUUGAAAUCAAGAAAAAGCAGAUUUAUAGAAACUUGGUAUUAUCUGCAACUUUUCGGGCAGAUAGAAAUCAGCUGUGUUGCGCAUGUGCCUAGUAUUUUGAUGAUUCGCCCCAGAGUAUUAAAGACAAAAUCAAUUGAAAAAGAAUAGAGACAGACGAGAUAGCGAGAAAAUGUUGGAUCAAGAGACAGCGGGUAGUGCCCAAGACACGAUUUAUUUAUGUAAUUUUCGAGUAUCGGUCGACGGAGAAUGGCUUUGUCUAAAGGAGCUGCAAGACGUCGAUUACGCGAUGGCCGACUCAAUGCAACGUUCGCCGUCUCCUCCAUUAGACAUCAUACCAAUAGGUAGUCGAUGUGAAAUGCAUCAACCAAACGAUGAUGAGGCAGAGCUUAUUGAUGGCGAUAUUCUUUCAUCACCUACUGCGCAGCACGAGUCUUAUUUGUCUCGAGAUCCCGUGAUAAUUGAGCGGAGCAAUCUAGUAAAUAUAUCAAAACUCAUCGUUAAAGAGCUCAUUGAAACUUCCUUAAAAUAUGGACGCAUGUUGGAUUCUGAUCAUAUGCCUUUGCAACAUUUUUUCAUCGUUCUUGAACACGUGUUAAGACAUGGAUUGAGGCCUAAAAAGGGCUUACUUGGACCAAAGAAAGAGUUGUGGGAUAUUCUUCAGCUCGUUGAAAAGUAUUGUCCUGAAGCUCAAGAUAUGACUUCUAGCAUACGUGAUUUACCUACUGUGAGAACUGCAAUGGGUAGAGCUCGAGCCUGGUUGAGAAUGGCACUAAUGCAAAAGAAACUCGCAGAUUACCUCAAAGUAUUGAUAGAUCACAAAGAUGAUCUACUUGCAGAGUAUUUUGAACCUGAUGCCUUGAUGAUGAGCGAUGAAGCAAUAGUCAUAAUGGGACUGCUAGUUGGUCUGAACGUAAUAGAUUGUAAUUUUUGUGUUAAGGAAGAAGAUUUGGAUUGCCAACAAGGUGUUAUUGAUUUUUCACUGUAUCUCAGAAAUAGUAACCACAUACCUGGAGAGUCACCAGAUGAUGAACUUGAUAAUGAUAAUAUGACUACGGUUCUGGAUCAAAAAAACUAUAUUGAAGAAUUGAAUAGGCAUUUAAAUGCAACAGUGCAAAAUCUCCAAGCCAAAGUUGAAUCUCUUACGACGACGAAUGCGUUGAUGAUAGAAGACUUGUCGAUUUCGAAAAAUAACCUUCUUUCUCUUCAUUAUGAGAAUCAACAGUUAAAAAAAGAGUUAGGAAUCGAAAUCAAAGAGAAUGAGAUAAGUAAAGUUCCAUUCAAAAUAACUGAAACAACUACAGAAGCUGAAGAGCUUAGGUGUCGAUUAGAAAUGGAAAGAAAAUUAAGACAAGAAGCUGAAAAAGAACUUCAAAUGCAGGUUUCUAUGAAAUCAGAAAUGGAAGUUGCCAUGAAGCUUUUAGAAAAAGAUAUUCAUGAUAAACAAGACACUAUUGUAUCGCUGAGGAGGCAACUUGAUGAUAUAAAGCAAAUUAACUUGGAAAUGUAUAAAAAGCUUCAGGAAUGCGAAAAUUCACUAAAACACAAAACAGAACUGAUUUCUAAAUUGGAAGCAAAAACCUAUUCAAUGACUGAUAUCAUCCAAAGGAUGGAUGAAAAGUACAAAGCAAUCGAGGAUGUUCGCUCGGGGCAAGAGGAGCGAGUACGAGUUUUGGGCGCCGAGGCGGCCGAGAAGGAGGCGAGGGCAACCGGUAUCGAGCGAGAACUGAAAAUCGAGCGCGAAUGGAGGGCCUCGCUGCAGGAGUCAUCGAUCGGCAAUAUCGAGAGAAUAUCCCAGCUGCGCCAAGAGGUCGAUCAACUGAAGAUGGAGUCGGAGAAGUACAAGCAACUUCAAGAGGAGCACUACGCCCUCAAGGAGAUCUGCUCGGAGCAGGAGCGCACCUUGGAGGAGCUCGGGGCUCAGCUGAGCAGCGCCAAGCUGUCGGUCGCAGAGCUGCGCGAGGCCUGCUCGUUUCAGCAGGCGCAGCAUCAGCAGGCGCAGCUCGACGGCACCGCCGCCUGGGCCAACGACCGCAUGGUCACCCAAUGCAAGGGCUGCAGCCGCGAAUUCAACAUAGCACGUCGCAAGCAUCAUUGCCGUUAUUGCGGCAAGAUAUUUUGCAACUCGUGCAGCGACAACAGCAUCGCCUUGCCGAACUCGACGAAGCCGGUGCGCGUCUGCGACGAGUGUCACGUCGUCCUCGUCGGCCGCUACUCCCUGGUGCAUUAAGAGGAAAACAGCCAGUCCAACGCCGAGUUAUGGAUACAUACCUUAUGUACUAUAUAGACAGUGCCUUGCAGCUAUUGAUGUAUGCGUUUGUAUACAUAAAUCAUUCUGCGCGUUUAAAAUUAUGAUCGUUCUCGUUUUAGCGUGUAUGUGUAAGGCCACAUCUUGUUUGGACCGACUGACACGUCCAUUUCCAUGUAAAGACACAUUACAUUUUAUUGAGAAAUUAUCAAGUCUAUUUUUUAGCACAAUUUUUAAAUAAAAUUUUUAAUCUUCCAAGACAAAACGUGAUGGGAGGGGUCUCACACAUUUGUAACUUUAGAUCGUGUUAUAUCAAAAAAGAUUUUUACUCGUUAGUGUUACAAGAAAGAAGCUAUUUUUACGCAUAUAGGUACUUUUGCACGCACAAUGUAUGCUAAAAGGAAUUAUUAUAUUGUUAUAAAUCUUAUACGAUGUAAAAAGAUUCAAUUUUUAUUAUAUUGUACAAGGAGAA